AAGCUACAUGCCAGUUUCAUAAUGGCGCCCUUUUAAAUUUGUGUAGCAAGUUUCCAUCUCAUAACGUCUCUGUAAUUUCUGUGAGAAGACAUAUUUUAUGCAGAAUUUCCACUCAGCGUUGCGUAAGCUGACUACGUGGUUCUGCCCCUUCUAAAGUAAAGCGCGUUAGGUAUGGACGCCGAGAGCGAUCUGAAAACUGCCUUGACCGAAACGCUGGAAAACGGUGGAGUAUUGCGAUCCCUCCGCGCUGGGCUCCGAACAGAAAUCCUGAGGGCACUCGAAGAACCGCGUCCAAGCGAGCAGCUUCUCCACCUACCGCCCGAGAACUGCCUCAUCAACGAACUCGUGCUCGAGUACCUGUCGUUCAACAACUACAGACGGACGGAGUCUAUUCUUGAAGCAGAAAGUGGCUAUCGUCGGAGUUGUGUGGGCAGAGCAUUCCUCGAGAAGGAGCUGAACGUGGCACCAUCCGAGAAAGCUUCUCGUCUCCCCCUGCUCUACGCCAUCGUUGAGACGUUGCGAACCAAGACCUCCGGCGGAGCUGCUGACAAAGGAUAGAAUGCUGCUUGCUGUUUUGGUAGCAGUGCCGACAAUUCCUGUACAUGUUGCUCACGUCUAAUUUGUACUGUAUUCUUCGUUUUUAUCAGUGAAAUCCUUCUGUAGUAAGGACUAUGCACGUAACAAAAAAAAGAAAAGCUUCACCACUUACAUUACCAAUCCAGAUGCUUCUACCAUCAUUCGAAAUGUGCUAAGUAAACUUGCGUUAACUCGACCUCGGUUAAUUCGAUUUUUCGUUUAAUUUCAUUGUGUUCAAAGGUUCUGUCGGGCGCCAAUACAUUUCUGUGGAGGAAGAAAUUCAA
This is a messenger RNA of Ixodes scapularis (black-legged tick), 860 nucleotides long. Its product is annotated as centrosomal protein 20. The record is from RefSeq and is a predicted model, not a curated record. The transcript is spliced from 4 exons. NCBI's taxonomy places the organism in Eukaryota, Metazoa, Arthropoda, Arachnida, Ixodida, Ixodidae. Gene Ontology annotation, biological process: microtubule anchoring. Gene Ontology annotation, molecular function: protein binding. Bases 172 to 558 code for a protein of 128 amino acids. Gene Ontology annotation, cellular component: microtubule organizing center.